[Candida] anglica is the source of this 2337-nucleotide messenger RNA. The record is from the annotation of a GenBank genome assembly. NCBI's taxonomy places the organism in Eukaryota, Fungi, Ascomycota, Pichiomycetes, Serinales, Debaryomycetaceae.
AUGGCUGGAGGACACUCACAUAGGUCAACGUUGAAAAACGACCAUAAGCCGUUCAAGUCAAAGCAUGCCACCAAGGGUCAAUUGAAAAAUCAAUACAAGGGAAAAGUUGAAAAAUCAUCAGCAUCUGCCAAUAAUAAAUCCAACAAGCCACUUUCCAAGCUUGAAAGAAAGAAUAUUGCUAAGCAAUUGAAGAACUCCAAGAUCCUCGAGACUAAGACCACUAGAAAAGUCUUUGAAGGUAGUCAAGGUGCUGAAAAAAUUGUCACCAUUAUUGGAUUAACCGAUGAUGUUUCCACCAGUGAAAUUGCAUCCAUGUUAGUCAAUUGCAUCAAGGACUCUGAAAAUGACGAUGAUAUGCUUUUCGAAGUUCCAUCUGUCACUCCAGUUAAGAUUCAAAGAUUCAAGUCCAACAUGAAAUUCAUUUUGCCUGAUCAAACCAAUUUCUUGAGUAUUUUAGAUGCUGCUAAAGUUUCUGAUUAUGUAGUGUUUGGUAUUUCUGCUGAAAAGGAAGUAGAAAAGGAAUACGGUGAACAAAUCUUAAGAGCGGUAAUUGCUCAAGGUAUUGCAUCUGUAAUCGGUGUAUUACCAAAUGUUUGUUCCGCUUAUCCAAAGAGAAACCUUCAAAUGGAUAUUAGACAAUCUCUUCAAUCUUUCUUUAACCAUUUCUUCCCCAAUGAAGAAAAGCUCUUUGCAUUGGAAAAUGAUUCUGAAUGUACUAACUGUAUUCGUACCAUGGCUCAGAAGUUCCCUAAGUCUAUUACUUGGAGAGAUAACCGUGGUUAUUUAUUAGCCGAUGCUGCAUACUGGGCUCCUGCUCAAGAUAACAAUGGCUCCGGUAACUUGGUCGUUGAAGGUACUGUUAGAGGAACUGGAUUCAAUGCAAACAGACUUGUUCAUAUUCCAGGGUUUGGGGAUUUCCAGAUUGAUCACAUAGAAAAGUUGCAUAAUGUUAGAAGAUCUGAAACAGAUGAAGAAACUACCAAAUAUUUCCCAGAAAUUGAAAACCAAGAAGGUCUCGAAGAAUUAAACGAAGAUGAAGUAGACAUGGAUGCCGAAGAUUGGGAUCUUGAAGGUGAAGACGAAUUUGGUGGAGUUAAAAUGACUGAUAAACGUUAUUUCGAUGAUGAUGGAAGUAGAAACCUUCACCACAGUAAGCCAUUACCUAAGGGUACUUCUGAAUACCAAGGUAGAUGGUACUUGGACGAUGUAUUGGAAGAUGCAUCUGAUAUUGAAGACGACGCUGACGUUGUAGGUCAAGCACAAGACGAUGAGAUGGAAUUAGAAGAUGGUGCAGCAGCAACAACAGACUAUGAACCAACUGAAGCUGGUGACAACCAAUCAGAAAUGUUUGUCGAAUUGUCUCCAGAAGAAGAAGCCAGACAAUUACAAGAAUACAGAUCGUCUGCCGAUGAAGAUUUGGAAUUCCCUGAUGAAUUAGAACUUGAUCCUAUGGAAUCAGGAAAGGAAAGAUUAGCCAGCUACAGAGGUAUCAAAUCUUUGGGUAACUGUAACUGGGACUACGAUGAGCAUGAUCCAGAGUCUCCAAGCAUAUGGAAGAGACUUUUGAGAGUUAACAACUACAAGGCUACCAGAAAUAAGAUUGUUAAACAAUCUAUCAGAGAAGCACAAUUGACUAUUAGUAAUAAGGCCAGAAUCUUUAUUCGCGCACCUCUGCAUAUCCUUGAACGUAUCAACUGUCAACAACAGCCAUUUACUGUAUACGGUUUAUUGGAACACGAACACAAGUUGGCUCAUGUUAACUUUUCAUUUGAAUCAUGGGAAGAUUUUGAAGAACCAAUUGCCUCCAAGGAAACUCUUGUGGUACAAUAUGGUCCAAGAAGACAAGUCAUCAACCCUGUUUUCAACCAAGCAUCCAACAAUUCUAAUAAUGUUCAUAAAUUUGAAAAGUUCCACCACCCUGGUAACUUUUCUAUUGCAUCAUGUAUUGCACCUGUAUUGUUCAGCAAUGCUCCAACUAUUUUCUUUAGACCUAACUCCGAAGAUGGAUCUCUUGAAUUGGUUGGUCAAGGUACCUUCUUGAACAGUGACCAUACUAGAGUUGUCGCUGAAAGAGCUGUUCUUACUGGUCACCCAGUCAAGAUUCAUAAGCGUUUGGUAACUGUGAGAUACAUGUUCUUCAACGCUGAAGAUAUCAACUGGUUCAAGGCCAUCCCAUUAUUCACCAAAUCUGGGCGCAGUGGGUUUAUCAAGGAAAGUUUGGGUACACAUGGUUACUUCAAGGCUACAUUUGACGGUAAGUUGACAGCACAAGACACAGUUGCUAUGAGUAUGUACAGACGUGUCUGGCCAGAAAUUUCUAGUCAAUGGAUGGAAUAG